UUGUACAAUGUCGUCGUCGCACCAUCCUAUUAAGGAGUCGUUUCUUGUGGGGAGAGCCUUGCUCAACUUCACAUCCAUCUUCGUAUCACUAGGAGUCUUUCUCUUUGGAUUCGAACAAGGGUUGAUGUCCUCCUUGCUUACCAACAAGUACUUCAAACAAUACUAUCGUAACCCAUCCCCAGCGGCAGUGGGGACCAUGAUUGCCAUUUUGGAGGUGGGUGCGUUAUUUUCAUCGUUUCUUGCGGGCAAAGUAGGCGAUAACAUUGGCCGUAGAAGAACCAUUCGUUAUGGUUCUGCCAUCUUUGUCAUUGGUGGGAUUAUCCAGACUUUCCUGGUCCACAUUGUCAACUUGGCUGUGGGUAGAUUGGUCAGUGGGGUUGCCAUAGGGUUCCUCACCACCAUUAUCCCCUGCUACCAAUCCGAAAUCAGUCCUCCGGACGACCGUGGUUUCUACGCCUGUCUUGAAUUCACCGGCAACAUUGUCGGCUACUCCACCAGUAUCUGGGUAGAUUAUGGGUUUUCCUUUUUAGAAAACGAUUUCCUGUGGAGAGUCCCUCUUUUCCUACAAUGCUUAGUGGGUACCUUGUUGUUUGCCGGGCUGUAUGUCAUUGUAGAAACCCCGAGAUGGCUCUUGGACCAUGACCAAGACCAUGAGGGAAUGAUUGUCAUUGCCGACUUGUAUGCCGAUGGAGACGUUGAAGAUGAAUCCGCCAAGGCCGAGUACCGUGGCAUCAAGGAGAAUGUCUUGAUUUCCCGUAUCGAAGGCGGUGAAAGACUGUACAGAUAUAUGUUUCAACGGUACAAGAAGAGACUCUCGAUUGCAUGUUUCCUGCAAAUGUUUGCCCAAUUGAAUGGGAUCAACAUUGUUUCCUAUUAUGCCCCCAUGAUCUUUGAAUCUGCUGGGUGGAUUGGACGUCAAGCCAUUUUAAUGACUGGGAUCAACUCCCUAGUCUACAUUGCCAGUACCAUUCCUCCAUGGUAUUUGGUUGAUGGGUGGGGUAGAAAGCCCUUACUCAUGACGGGUGCUGUUUUCAUGGGCAUUCCUUUACUUCUCAUCUCGAUUUCGCUCCGUGCCAACAACUCGUACACCCCAAACGUCGUGGUGGCCUGUGUAGUGAUUUUCAAUGCCUCCUUUGGUGCCAGUUGGGGUCCUAUCCCAUGGAUGAUGAACGAGGUGAUCCCCAACUCAGUAAGGUCCAAGGGGGCCGCAGCUCUGACGGCAACCAAUUGGCUUUUCAAUUUCAUUGUUGGAGAAAUGACCCCAAUUUUGCUUGAUGCCAUCACUUGGAAAACUUAUUUGAUUCCAGCUGCCUCUUGUGCCCUUUCCUUCUUCUGUGUCCAUCUUCUUUUCCCCGAAACAAAGGGUCUUACGUUGGAAGAUAUGGGUUCUGUAUUCGAUGACUCCUCGUCCAUCUUCUCGUUCCAUUCUCUGGGCAAUUAUGGUGCCACCGAAGACUCCUCAUCCAUCCAUAGAUCCACCAGUGUCAGUGCAGUAGACCAGAAUGACUUGUUCAGACAAUCGCCGGCAUCGAUUGCCCGGAACACCGCGCUCCUCAGACCAGACGAAGGUCUUCUUCAACUGCCCGUGAUUGCUCCAGUGGUGCCACCGGCGCAAUCGGCAUUGAAACCAACAAAAUCAGACACCGCGUCAUUCGACGGGUUGGGUCCUACCGACCUGAACAUCCCACCACAGGAAAUCGAGCCUCCAAACUACGACUCCAUCAUUGCCUUCAAGCGUGCAGAGGCACAAAGACUAGGAGUCUUUUCGAUCUUGCGCCGCCGAUUGUGGCCUGUCAAGCACGAAGACGAGGAGCAACCAUUGACUGGGUAGAUGGUUCACACGGUG
This is a messenger RNA of [Candida] anglica, 1846 nucleotides long. NCBI's taxonomy places the organism in Eukaryota, Fungi, Ascomycota, Pichiomycetes, Serinales, Debaryomycetaceae. The record is from the annotation of a GenBank genome assembly.